GACCAUGAAUGAUUCCCAAUGCCUGGAUGACCUGCCGAUCGUUUCCAGGUGGUGCGGUGCCCCCAGGCAGGAGCUGGGACUACGGGAGUUUUACAGCGAGACCCAGCGCCUGGCUUUGGAAGAGCUGAUCGCCGGCGGCGAGGGGGCUUACAGCGCCUUCCUGAAGAGGGAGAGAGCACAGGGCUUCCUGUCGGCCGAUGAGAUCGCCAGCAUCCUGCAGUCCACCAUCAGCCCCCCUGGGCUGGAGAGUCAGACACUGGAGCAGUCCUUCACUGGGUCCAAUGACCUCUCCUCGGGGACCUACUUCCCCGAUGCCUCAGACACUGAGGUGCCUGUUCUGGACAUUGGGUGGCCAGACUAUCCGAGCAACUGGUACCGGGGGGUGACCCAGGUGGAGGUCUAUUUCCAGCCCAGCUAUGGGGAGCUCAUCUACAGCUGCAAGGAGGCGAUAAGGAAGCUCAUCAGAAAGGCAGAGAAGGUUAUUGCCCUGGUAAUGGACACCUUCACCGAUAUCGACAUUCUCAAGGACCUCCAUGAGGCUUGCCGGAGGAGACGUGUCCCCGUUUACAUCCUGCUCGAUCAAUCCGGCCUCCCACUCUUUCAGAAAAUGUGUCGGGAUGCUGGUGUCCAGGUGGAGGAGGAGAGGAAGAUGAGAGUCCGCACAAUAACGGGAUGCACUUAUUGCACAAGAACAGGAGCUAAGGUUAUCGGCAGAGUUCAUGAAAAAUUCAUGUUAAUUGAUUGUGAUAAAGUAGCCACAGGCUCUUACAGUUUUACUUGGACUGAUGGGAAGCUGAAUCGCAGUAAUUUGACUGUGCUCUCAGGACAGUUGUCUGAGUUUUACGAUGAGGAGUUCCGAAUCCUGUAUGCCCAGUCACAGCCAAUACCAACCCAGUCAGCAGAUUUCAGAAAUUGUGCCAUCUAUGAAGAGAUUGCAGCAAAGAGGUUGGUGUCUAGACAGCCCACUGCCAGCAAUGCCGUCAACAGACAAAUAGUGCCAUGUUCUCCAUUAAAGUGUAAACACAAAGUUGUGGACCAAACAGCUGAGAAAAAGCCAUGCUCACAAACAUCUGUUGGCUCAGCAGAUAGCCAUGUGUCAGAAACAUCUACUCUCAGUGACAAAGCCCCUCAUAGAACCAAGGAUGUGAAGAGUGUUUCUAUACAGACUGACCUGGAGGUACAGCCAGGGACUGUCAUGCACAACACUUCCACACAAACCUGUAUUGUGCUGAAGGAUGUGGAAACCCAAACUGCACUCCUGUCAAAAUCGAGCUCCACUCAGACCUACACUUGUACCAGAAUUGGUGCACAGGCUGAAACUUUCACUGCUCCUGCUCCAUUGUCCGUCACUGAGCAGUCAGAUACAGAUGGAUGUCCAGCCAUUGGAAAGUCAACUGACACUCCCGAUCAGCCUCCUCCUUCCCCAACAGAGUCCAGUGAUGGUUCAAGUCGUUCUUCAUCUUCCGCAACCUCUGAAGGUCAGCAGUGUCAUAAUUCUGCCAGCUAUCAUCACGCAGGUCUCCACAGCACCAACUCCACACUGAGGAACUGCUUCCAGAAACUCACCAAAGAACGCCAGUUCCAUUACAUCACCAUUCGCUCCAAACUGGACAGCAUGGUUGCCAUUCUCUCGAGGAGUCGACACUUGAACAAGUUCCAUAGCCACGAGCUGGACCAGUAUAAUGUGAGAGGUAGCAGAGAGUUAAUGAGCAGGAAUAGAGUUUUGGGAUUCAGGGAGGUAUCUGCAUUGGCUUCGUUGGCACUGCGUAACUAAACAUUAUUUCAAUUCGCAUCUGAUUUAUUUUUCACCAUGUUGUGUGUGGAUUAUUUAGUGAUUGAUCAAACUUUGGUAGUCUUUAGCCAAGUUUUAACAUCAGUAACCAGGAUUUCUUUUUUAAAAAAGGAUUUGUGAUUCUAUAGAAUGUUCAGUUAUCAAGUCAAACUAUGAUUUUUGUUCUUACUAGCAUUGCCUUGUAUGAAAGAGGAUGACUAUUUCCACAGGUGACACUUUGAGCCCUCUAAAAUAAAAGUUGUCAAUAUUUUUUGAAUAAACUACCUUUUGUCACUGUACUUCAGGUGUUGCUCAGUGGGUAGCAGUAUAACCUCUGAGUCCUGAUUCAAGUCUCACUUAAGUCCUGAGUACAAAGUUUAGGAUGAUACUUUAAUUCAAUACUAAGGGAGCAUUGAUUUAGUAACCUGCUAGUUAAUGGAUGAGUUAUUAAAAUGAAGUCCUGUCUGCCCUCUUGGGUGGAUGCAGAAGUUGUUGUACAAUGAGUUAAAAGCAUCGAGGUCAUGAAGAUGUAUAAAUGCAAGCCUUUCUUUCCUUCUGAAUCUACAGUACCUUGUUAGUAUUUUGAUUUUCACAAAUUAUGGGUGUGAUAAACGAGGACUGAAAAGUGACAAUGUUAAAAUAUGAACAGAGAAGCAAUCCUAAGCGCCAGUGAUGGUAGAUGCAGCAAGCUGAAAAGAAAUUGGAUUCAUUCUGAGUUGGUUGUAAAUUCAAAUUUUGUAUUUAAGGUGGUUCAUUCUUAAAAAAUUAAAAAAAUACCUGUAAAGCUUAAUAUAAAACAUGCAUGUGAAAAUAUUCAAUGCGUUCUCUCAUUUGCAAUUGAAGAUGACAGUUUUGAUAUUUAACUCUUCUCUUGUAGCUUGAUGUACUGAAGUGGACCAUAUUGGUUGACUUUCCAAUUUUUAAAGGAGAGGAAUUUUCUUUAGUCACCACAACUGCAUUUAGUUCCUAAAUUCAGAAACGUAUGUACGUACGUAAUUCCUCCAGUAGGAACCAGACGGUGCUUCAUAGAUUAUGUACAAUAAAAUGACAUGUUCAUAUCUCUCCAUGUAGAAUUUAGUGAAGGGAACUGGCCAUUUGGUCCAACUGGCGUAUGCUAGUGUGUGGCUCGUGAGUCUCCUUACACAUUACUUCUGAACCUAUUACGAUAUCCAGCAAAUGUAGCACCUAGUUUUCCCUUGAAUGACCUGUGCUAUUUGCUUCAGCCAGUCUAUGAAGUAGGUUCCACAUUUUCAUCACUGAAUAAAGAAGUUUUUUUUAUUGGAUUUGUUGUUGACCAUCUCAUUUAUAACCCUUUGCUUUCAACAAUCCCACUAAUGGAAAUGCCUUUACCCUAACUUGCCCAAUGUUUCUAAUCAAAUGCUCUUAACAUUUUUUCACUUAUUGUGAAUUUUAUGUGCAAGUCAUGGGAAAAUUUGGUUUUGGACACUUAUUUCCAGUAUCUGGUUGGGUAAAGGCUGAAAUCCUAGUUAACAUCAGGAACAAAACUGGAUAUGGCUUUUAGAAAGCAAUGGAAGAAUUGCUAUCCCAUUUUCAAAUUCCUGUUUGGAUAUUAUAUAACCUGCUAGACUGCCCCAGUCACACAAUACAAUCCUAACUUCUGCACUGUGAGAGAGAUGUUUUAUUUUGUCUCAUGUCAACAAUUCUGUAAUUUCUUCUAAGUUGAAAUAACAGUUCAUGUGAAUAUAUAGAAGAUCAUUUUGUACAUAGCCACGGGAAAUGCCUUGAAGUGCCUUAACUUUUCAUUAGCAGGUCCUUACUAAUGAACUCUGAAAGAAUGCUGGUGUCAAAUUAGCUGCAUGAGCUAGAAAUUCCUGUCAAAUUGUUCUGGCUCAGCAUCUACUAGUGAUGGACUCAAUCUUUUUUAAAAACAUAUUCUCAGUAACAUUAAAAAUGUAGCAAUAUUGAUCAAUGGGAACAUAAUGUUCAGAGAUUUUGAAGCACGAUUUGUAAUGCCUUACAUUUAAAGUAGCCCCGAAUCGGUGCAUAAUUCAAGCUGUCAAAGUAACCACAACAGAUUGUUGCCCAAUUGCCAUGUAAUCUACUCCUAGCAAUAUCAUUUAAGGGGUUUGCUUAUAAAUAGUAUAAAACUGAGAGUGCCCAUAGUACCUUCCCUAAUGUUUUAAACUUGUAUGUCAAUUUCUCACACAUUUAAAUUGGAUUGAUGAUGUAAACUUUAUAUCCAUUUAAUUUGGUGGCUGGGAUAUCUGAUGGUAUUUGUAUGUUUGUUUAUUGACUAUUAGCUUUCUGUAUUGUCUUUUUAAAUGUAUAUCCUUAUGCUGUAAAAUUAAAGAAUUGGUCUAAGUUCACUGCCACUCUGGGCUCCCAGACUGAAUCUGUCCCUUGGCUUUUCAAAUGAUUGAAUGAAAUCCUUCAUUUUGAGGAUUGUUGCUAUGGGAAAAUUAUAGAAAUGGUGUUAAUAUUUGAUCUACAGAGAUUUGCAGCAUCUAUCUGCAGGUUGCAAGACUGGCUAUUGUGGAAUGCAAUAAAAGAUUUUUUAAAAAAAUACUGAUGACAUUUUUAAUUCUGAAGUGUGUUUAAAUGGUGUACAGUACAUCUUGUUUUUAAUUAGUAACUCUGAAGCUGAGAAUUAUUUCUCAUGAUUUCAGAAUUCUGAAGCCAAAGAAUAUGCCACAUAGCAA
Chiloscyllium plagiosum (whitespotted bambooshark) is the source of this 4431-nucleotide messenger RNA. It is a transcript of the gene sack1d, whose product is annotated as scaffolding CK1 anchoring protein D. NCBI's taxonomy places the organism in Eukaryota, Metazoa, Chordata, Chondrichthyes, Orectolobiformes, Hemiscylliidae. Gene Ontology annotation, biological process: protein localization to mitotic spindle; regulation of TOR signaling; regulation of ERK1 and ERK2 cascade. Gene Ontology annotation, cellular component: mitotic spindle pole; cytosol. Gene Ontology annotation, molecular function: protein kinase binding. The record is from RefSeq and is a predicted model, not a curated record.